Molecule: messenger RNA, 839 nt
Organism: Arachis stenosperma
Lineage: Eukaryota; Viridiplantae; Streptophyta; Magnoliopsida; Fabales; Fabaceae
Product: ethylene-responsive transcription factor ERF027-like
Exons: 1
Coding region: 18-593 (191 amino acids)
Biological process (GO): regulation of DNA-templated transcription
Molecular function (GO): DNA binding; DNA-binding transcription factor activity
Source: RefSeq, a predicted model, not a curated record
CCUUAGCUUAUAGAUGUAUGGCUUCAUCAUCAUCAUCUUCAAAGAGGCACCCGCUGUACCACGGAAUCAGGUGUCGAGGAGGCAAAUGGGUCUCCGAAAUCCGGCAGCCACGUAAGGCUUCAAGAAUAUGGCUGGGGACGUUCCCCACGGCUGAGAUGGCGGCUGCCGCCUACGACGUUGCCGCAUUAGCACUCAAAGGCGACAGCGCCGUUCUCAACCUUCCUGAGUCAGCUGGAAAGUACCAAAUUCCUGUAACUAACUCCCCUGAUGACAUCCGCAGGGCUGCCACUGCUGCUGCCGCUUUGAUGAAGAAGAACCCUCAAGAACCCAUCACCACUCCUCACAUUAUUACUGUUAAUAAUAAUGAUAAUAACACUCUUGUUGAUGGUAUUAACAACAACCAUAUUAUUAAUUCGUCAUCAUGGUAUGAGGAUAAUGAUUUCAUGGACGAGGAAGCUAUAUUCCGCAUGCCAAGUUUGCUGGUGGAUAUGGCUGAGGGGAUGCUUCUGUCGCCGCCGAGAAUAAUACUGAGCCCAUCUCCGCCAUCGUACAACUCCGGUGACGGCGGUGACACUUUGUGGAGUUACUUUUGACUUAAUUGAGCAUGGGAAAUUAUUUAACAGGUAGGGAAUAAAAGAGUGUUCUCCAUACUUGCUAGACCUUGGUUAUGUUAAUUAAGAAAUAAAGAGAAAAUAUGUUCCUAGCUAGUUUAUGUAGGUAUAUCGAUCGAGAAUGCUACAAUUCAAUCGUUAUCAUUUUCUUUGUUUAAUUUCAUAUAAUUAUAUGCAUGUAUAUGCUAUCUUCAAGCUAAUAAUUGACCACCGGCAAGGGUGGAAAUU